CCAACGACUUGGAGGGAAGAUCCUCGAAAAGAGGAAGACGAGCUUCCAAGCUCCCCAUGCAGCAAUCUUCCGAAGCUGGCCCUCGUGGCGCUUGCUUUCAAGCUGGGAAGACGUUGGAGAGACAUCCUUGCGGGGCGCAGGCGUUGCCAUUUCCAAGAGCAGCGCUCACGUUGGAGGAUUGCCUAUCGCAAGUCUCUGCAAGGGGAACUUUCGGGCAAGCAAGCUGCAGUGGAUCGAAAACUUGUGUGGGGAGCGGGCAUUCGCGCCACAUCUUUGCGCCCUUGAGAACAGUCUUUGCAGGAUUGCCCAGUGCCCGCCCCGAUACGGGCAACCAUUCACAGCAGUCUCACUGAGAGCGCACAACUGUAGCGCACUGCGGAGUCUAUCGUAUACUUUUCAGGCUAUGUGUUGAGCUUUACCCUCUUUGAGGUCUUUUCUGCAAGAUCUCUGCCAAGAUGACAGUCCUAGCGCUCGCUCUUGACACAGCGUCCGCUUACCCUCUGAAGCAUUCAGGAGUGCGAGUGGGCCUCGCAUCGGUGGACGCGUUUCUCGACGCCCUCGUCUGGCUGCUCCCGGUUUGGACCUCCCUAGCUGCGGGUCUGGUUGUGGGUUGGAGCUGGAAACCUACCUGGGUUACUUCUAGCACCCUCUUCUCUGCUCUGCGCAGCAGGACUAGGCUAGUGUGGACGACGCCCCCUGGGUUUGGGGCAAGGAGGGUCUGGUUAGCCUUGACCGCCCUAGCAGCGUUUCCAGCCCUGAGGGCAGGAUGGAAUAAGUAUUCCAUGUGGAUGUGGCCGCGGGCGGCGCAUGAGGUGGAGGCUCAGCAGAGCGAAGCGGUUUCUCAGGCGGGGUUGGGCAGGUGGUUCCGAUGGGUGCUGCCACAAGAUGGAGGGGGUCACAGCACCCCAGCAGCGGAAGCAGAUGUUGUGAUUGACACCGCUAGUCAGAGGGCCCGCCGGGAGCAGUGUGCUGUGACCGACGAAGAUGUGGAGAAUUUCCGGCAAUUGAUUGAGGGAGAGCACUUAGGGCCAGCCUGGCAGAAGAUGAUGGAGAAGGAGGCGGGAAAAAUGACUUAUGUCGCCUGGAGGCGCGACACGGAGAACGGCCCAACACAGUACCGGAGUCGGACGGUCGUUGAGGACUGCACCCCGGAGCUGAUGCGGGACUUCUUUUGGGAUGACGAGUUCCGCAUGCAGUCCCAAUGGGAUGACAUGCUGGCUGAUGCUUCCAUUCUUGAGGAUUGCCCGCAGACAGGGACGCAGGUCGUGCGCUGGGUGCGCAGAUUCCCCUUCUUCUGCAAGCCCCGGGAGUACGUCUUCGGGCGCAGGAUAUGGGAGGCAGAGAACAGCACCUACUACUGCAUAACGAAGAGCAUUGACGACUCGCGCGUCCCAAAAAAGAAUAAGCCGCGGCGGGUGGACGAUUUCUGGUCGUCCUGGCGCAUCCGCCCCACGAUGGCCAAGGACGGGAGCAGCAUGACAGCGUGCGAGGUCAUUCUGACGCAUUGGGAGGAGAUGGGCAUUCAAAAGGACGUCGCCAAGCUGGGGAUCAAGCAGGGCAUGUGGAACGCCGUCAGAAAGAUCGAGCCCGGCGUCAGCCAGUAUGCGGGCGCGCGUGCUGCGGGGCAGCCCCUGUCGCGCGCCGCGUCGUUCGCAAACAUCACCACAAAGAUCCGGUCGGACAGUUCCCCGGAGGACAGUCCGAGGUCGGUGUUGCCCGGCACUUCCUCCGGGGGGGAGGCUUUUACUGAGGUACAACAAAAGGGGGGGAACAAGAAGCUGGGCCUGGCCUUGAUCGCCGGGGGGGCGAUGCUGGCGUUCGGAAUGCCCGUUGUGGGGCAGGUGGCGGGAGCGGGCCUGGUAAUGAAAACUGUGAAGAAGGUGCGGAACCGGGGUUAGACCCAAGUAAGAAGUUCCGAGCGGGCAAUUCGAAGGACCCCCAGGCGAGGACGUACAAUGCAAGCGGAGCGCGACAAAACGCUGUAGCACUACGCACGACAUCAUGCAGACGUUACAGGUUGAGCCGGCUUUUAAAUGGGAGCCUGGGCGAGGUGUUAGUUUUCUAGUAGGUUGAGGGUUUGGCGUCAGGACGACCGUGCACGGUGGGCAGUUUAGAUCUCCCCUGGUGGUCUUGUGGAAAGGACUGGAUUGACGCGUCAUUUGAGUACUGAUUGUAAACUAGGUUGAGGCUUAUGGUUGAAAGCGGCAGCGCUUCUUGUGACUCCUGCAAUAAGGGUAGUCAAUGGCAUCGUACAGAGAAAGCCGCACAUUUAGGCAGGACUCGGAGUUUCACGCUUAACAGCUCCUGGAGUCGCCAGUUGUUCUAUCGGGGGUUACGAAAGUAGUUGAAUCGCACCUGCCUCCCUCAGUGAGUUGAUUGAUUAAGGUCAGCAGGUUUUGGAGUCUAGCAUUCAUUCAGUUGCUGAUCAUGCAGAAGUGAAGACAAGUUGGAACCAGGGUUGUUGUAACAAGAUUUUGUCUAGCUGCCGUCAAAUUGAGGUUGUUGAGAGGUCUUUGUUGAAGCCUUGCACUGUCAAUGUCUGGAACACAAGCGACACUUCUCGAUUGUUGUGGAUUGGCUUCUGAAGGUCGAUUCACGAUCUUUCAGUUUGGAGCGUAUUGCCAGUGGUGCGC
Klebsormidium nitens is the source of this 2633-nucleotide messenger RNA. NCBI's taxonomy places the organism in Eukaryota, Viridiplantae, Streptophyta, Klebsormidiophyceae, Klebsormidiales, Klebsormidiaceae. The record is from the annotation of a GenBank genome assembly.